AUGCUCUUCUUCCUCUUGGUCAAGGACAGAAGGGUAGUAGGAAAGAUGGAGAGACUGCCGAGCAUGUUUGACUUUGUGACGGAUCGACUGCUGGACCGCCGGAUCUACAAGACCACUCCCAACAGUAUUAUUGUCAACGAGUACGAAGCAGGACAGGGGAUCAUGCCCCAUGUCGAUGCACCUAAACUCUUUGGACCCACUAUCACUGCCUUGUCACUCCUCUCCGACUGUGUCAUGACAUUUCAGCAUGUCAAAGAACCUAGUCUCAUCUUUCGUGUUCACCUUCGGUGGACAGGAGCAAAGUCAGACGCCAAGCCGUUGUGGGGCUCAAGCAUCUGUAUCGCCAUCAUCUUGUUCCUCGGUAUCCACGUGUAA
Messenger RNA from Linnemannia hyalina, 375 nucleotides. The record is from the annotation of a GenBank genome assembly. Lineage: Eukaryota; Fungi; Mortierellomycota; Mortierellomycetes; Mortierellales; Mortierellaceae.